Messenger RNA from Hypoxylon fragiforme, 2354 nucleotides. RefSeq lists its product as uncharacterized. The coding region runs from base 282 to 2204 and encodes 640 amino acids. The transcript is spliced from 3 exons. The record is from RefSeq and is a predicted model, not a curated record. Lineage: Eukaryota; Fungi; Ascomycota; Sordariomycetes; Xylariales; Hypoxylaceae.
UAUCAUAUUACAGUAUAUGAUAUACAAUUCUAAGGAGUGGUUGAAGAAGCAGCAGAUUCCAAAUUUCCCACCACGAUUGCGACGAAGGCAAUCCAGCCAAGGUCACCUGGUAUAAGGCAUCGUACCCUGGUUGACGAUCUAACACAGUUCAAGCAACGCUAGGAGAGUGUACACCUACACGGCGAGGGGGAUCCAGGAAGUUUCGGGAAGCCUGUCUAGUGGUAUAUCGCAUACCUUGUAGAAUACACAUAUACCUACAUUUAACCUGGUACUCAGUCGCCAUGUUCGACCGUCUUCGAAAUGCGCCAAAGGACAAGAGCGCACCUCUGGAUAGGAAGAAGCUCGAAGCCUGGCAGAAAUCGCGCUCGGCGUCCAACAAUGCUCGUAAUAGCAUAAAAGGCGGAGACAAUAAUUAUCAAUAUUCGAUCAAAGGUGGUGCUACACCUCCCAGGCCCGCGAGGGAGCCUUACUAUCCUCCUGAAAGUCAUCAAAAUCUUGGGUCUAAUCUUGGUUCUAAUCUCGGCCGCCCGGUGUCGUCGAUCUACUCACAGCCAUCACCCAACGCUGCUACGUUUGCAACGCAGCAGUUGCGAGUCCAAAUCGCGCGUCACGACCCAAACGAGAUUUCACCGCCAAGUUCUCCUGACGUAUUAUCACCAAGAGACGAUCCAAAUUCAGGCGAUGUCUCUCCCAUAGAUGAGGCUCCAGACAUGUCUCAAUUCGCCGUAGAACCUCGGGGUCAUCCGAAGACUGAACCGCGCAGCAUUCCUGUAAUGCGCCGCGAGCGUCGAAAGGACUCAGACGCCGCAUUUAACGCCCUUCGCGAAUCUAAAUCACGGGAAAGACUGAAGCAGCCACGGCCUCAUGGCCAUGACGUGCGUUGGGACCCAAAUACCGGGGAACCCACCACCAAUAUGAAGGGUCGACCCUCCCAAAUCAACCCUCAAGAAUUCGUCCAGGGCCUCGGAAUUCAAUCAGGUUCAGUAUCUCCUCCAACAACCAAGAAGCCUCAGCAUAACCAAAACUCAUUUGGCGACCGUCUACGUCGAAUACGACACCCCAGUGACAGCUCUCAACCUGAACCAGCUUCACGGCCCGAAUGGAGGGGAGCCAGUGGCAGAUCGGCGCUUGUUGCUCCUGUCAACGACAAGAAAGACGUCGCUCCCUUAAAGGUUCCCCGUAAGAACACCAAGCAAGGCGGCCAUGAAGUCCGUCUUUUGUCUCCUAUUGAAUCUGUUGGAUCCGAAUCCGCACAUUCUUCUCAAGCCUACGGCACAAAUCAACAAGAUAUUCCGACGCAAUCGUCCAACAUUGCAGUCACGAGCUCUAGUACUAAUCCUCGCACAUAUCCGAGUCCACCCCUAUCCGAGGACAAUGCGACUCAUCAAUCACUACGUAUUCCGUCAAGCGAUAAAGCAGUGCGUAGGAAACCAGCUGCGGGAGCCGGUCAUCAACACCAGCCAUCAACGUCCUCGUCGAUAUAUUCUGAGCAAGACCCCCGACCGGCUCAACCUCCACCAAACACAUCUUCGGAUAAUUGGGCACAACCGCCUUCUCGGUUUAGCGUCACCACUUAUGCGACAUCUCAGCAAUCAUCGACUCCUAGAGGGAGCAUCGAUCAAGAUGCACCGCCCAUCCCCACUCCGCCACAGCAUUACACCCAGUCAUCUCCCCAACCGGGCCCCUCGAUCCUCGACCGCAAGCGCCCUGUUGUUUCGGGCUACGACAGUGUCGUCUCCUCGCGGAAAACCAGUCCCAUCGAGCCAGUCAAGAUCAGCCUCGACUCGCCGUACUACAUGCCACCAGGUGCGACUUCUAAACCAACCUCGAAAUUAAGCGAGUCGGGAGACAAAGGCAAGACCCUUCCACCAGCGCCGCCCGAGACACUGUCGCAAACCCAAGAUAGGGUAGCGCAGCUCAACGCCAAGCUGCAAGCGCUCGGAAACCGCCGCAUCAACCUGAACACGGCGAUCAAGCAGAUGACGGAGCUCAUGCCGACGGACAACCUCCUAGCGAGCGAGGCCGUGGUCCGUAAGCGCGAAGAUGAGAAGAGGAAGGUGGAAAAACUAAGGGGGGAGCUCGCCGAUGUCGAGAGGGAAUCCUACGAGUUGGGCCUGAAGCUCCAUCGUGCGUAUAAGCGUAUGGAUCGCGAUGCAGAGUACGAGCCCACGACGCUGUGGGUGCGGAGGGUUACGGGUGCGUAAGGGGGGGAUGGAUGGAUACUCGAGUCCUUAUAUGUCCAGAUAGGUAUACUUGGUCACGGGGAAUAGGGGAUACUGUCGGUAGACCUUGUCCACCGACAGAUACCAAAUAAGGAAAAGGGGGGACGAAUACCCAAGUCCUUAUUUACCUAC